Linum tenue is the source of this 4594-nucleotide messenger RNA. The record is from the annotation of a GenBank genome assembly. Lineage: Eukaryota; Viridiplantae; Streptophyta; Magnoliopsida; Malpighiales; Linaceae.
CUUCGUUCCGACCAAAUCACUUAACAGAUCAACGAACCCUAAUCCAAUUGGAAAAAGUCCCCGACUAACUCUAUAGAAAUCACCAAAAGUGGAACUUUCUCUUCCGAUCAGCUCGAAAUUACCCUCCGGCGCUAUUUCAACGUUGAUCUCCAUUCAUUCUUCUGCGGACGAAACCUCGAGGCGGUGGGUAAACUGGAACGAGCGCAAUUUAGCUGGAGGACGUAAAUUAUGGAUGGCAAUAAUUGGAGGCCUGCUGCUCCUGGGGCGGAAGCUCCUGUGGAUGGAGGUGACUGGAGAGCUACAUUGCAGGUGGAGUCACGGCAAAGAAUCGUGAACAAGAUAAUGGAGACAUUGAAGAGGCAUCUACCUUUUUCUGGUCAAGAGGGGAUGCAAGAACUGAAGCAAAUAGCUGUACGAUUUGAGGAAAAGAUUUAUACUGCUGCAACUAGUCAGUCUGAUUAUUUGCGAAAGAUAUCUUUGAAGAUGCUCACCAUGGAGAACAAAUCACAGAAUUCUAUACCCAAUUCUUUGCCGCCAAACUCAGCUGGCACUGGCAAUAAGCCCCCUGAUCCAGGAGCAUCCCCUAGUUUGCUGCCCCAAGUGCACAACCAAGGGCAAUCACUUCCCAUUCCGUUGCCAGGUAAUCAAGCUCAAGGACGCCAACAGCUGUUACCUCAGAACAUGCAGAACAGUAUGACUUCUACUGGAGUUCAAAGUUCUGCUGUUUUACCAUCCUCAUUGCCUCCUGUUUCUGGUAUAAACCAGGCUCCAAUCAAUGUUGUUGGCCAGAAUGGUAGCAUGCAGAACAUGUCUAACGUUGCACAAAACCCAGUUGGUACUUCAAUGGGGCAGGGGGUUUCCUCGAACAUGUUUGGUAAUCCUCAAAGACAGAUGCCUGGGAGGCAACAAGUUAUGGGCCAGCAGCAACCACAGCAGUCACAGAAUUCUCAGCAGUAUCUUUAUCAGCAGCCCUUCCAACAUCAGAUGCUUAAGAGAAAUCAAGCACAUUCGCUGGUACAAUCACAACAUCCGCAACAACUGCCUCAGCAAAAUGUUAUGCAGCCGACUCAGCAAUCUGGCAUGCAAACUUCAUCAGUUAUGCAGCCUUCAGUCAUGCAAUCGGCUCCUAUGUCUAAUCUUCCACACAAUCAGCUAUCUACCGUCCAACAGUCAGGACAAUCUAUCCUUCAACAGCACCAACAAUCUGGCAUCAGGCAGCAACAAUUGCAACAACAGGGUGUUGGUAUUCAUCAACAGCAGCCGCAAAUGAUGCAGCAGCAGUUGCUAUCCACAGCACAGCAGCCGCAGCUAUUGCCUACCCAGCAGCAGCAGCAACUACAACAGCAGCAGCAGCAGCCAAUGCAAUCUCAGCAACAGAUGGUGGGACAACAGUCCAAUGCUGUAACCAUGCAGCAGAAUCAGUUUGUCGGGCAACAAAAUAAUAUUGGGGACAUGCAGCAGCAGCAGCAGCAGAGAUUGCUCAGCCAACAGACUAACCAUCAAAGUCAGCAGCACUCUCAGCAGCAGCAGUUGAUGACUCAGCAGAAUAACCUUUCUGGUAUGCACCAGCAACAGUUGGGUACUCAGAGUAAUUUCUCUGGUCUACAGCAGUCAACACAGCAGCAACAGCUGCUUGGAGCUCAGUCGGGUAACUCAAGUAUGCAGAACAAUCAGCAUGCUGUAAAUAUGCUACAGCAGCAGCCUAAGGUUGCUCUACCGCAACAAACACAACAAACUUCUAAUGUAUUACCAACACAAGGCCAGCAGACACAAUCACUGGCACCACAGCAGCAGCAGCAGCUUGGUCUGCAACCACAGCAAGGGCAGUUGCAGCAGCAGCAGCAGCAGCAGCUUGGUCUGCAACAACAGUCUAAUCCUCUGCAAAGGGAAAUCCAGCAAAGGAUGCAAGCCUCUGGGCAGGCAACAGGCUCUUUGGUGCAACCACAAAAUGUGAUUGAUCAGCAGAAGCAGUUAUUUCAAUCACAAAGAAUCAAAACCAUGAAGGAGAUGUACUUACCUGAGUUAAAUGAAAUGUACCAGAAAAUUGCAGCAAAGCUGCAGCAGCAUGAUUCUCUUCCACAGCAACCCAAGACAGACCAGCUUGAAAAGUUAAAGAUGUUUAAGACCAUGCUGGAGCGCAUGAUAUCUUUCUUACAAGUAUCAAAAAACAACGUCCAGAUCAGUUUCAAGGAGAAGCUUAGUUCCUACGAGAGACAGAUAAUAACUUUUCUGAACACGAAUAGGCCCAGGAAGCCUAUGCCUCCAAUGCAGCAAGGGCAACUUCCAUCUUCUCACAUGCAAUCGUUACAACAACCUUCGUCCCAAAUCACCCAAGCACAGUCCCAUGAAAAUCAAAUGAACCCCAUGACCUUGCAAGGUUCUGUAUCAGCAAUGCAGCAGACCAAUAAUAUGUCAAGCAUGCAGCAUAGUUUAUCUGGUGUUUCUUCGCCGCAGCAAAACAUGAUGAACUCAAUGCAGGCAGGUUCUAAUCUCGAUUCUGGACAGGGAAAUGCUAUGGCCUCACCUCAGCAGGGUGCUAUGGGGUCUCUACAACAAAACCCUAGUUCUUCCCAGCAGGCAAGUCUCAGCUCCAUGUCUUCACAAAGUGGAUUAACUAUGUUGCAGCCAAGCCUUCCUCUUCAGUCAAAUUCCAACAAUAUGCUUCAACACCAGCAUCUGAAGCAGCAGCAGCCGCAUGAUCAACAGAUAUUACAGUCCCAGCAGUUUAAACAACAUCAACAGCGUCAGAUGCAGCAACAAUUAUUGCAGAAGCAGCAUAUGCUUCAACAGCAGCAGCAGCAUCAACAACAGCUGCAACAACAACACCAUCAGCAACAACAGCAGCAGCAGCAGCAACUGAAUCAGCAAGUAAAGCAGCAGCAACAAAUGCCACAGCUGCAUCAGAUCAAUGAUGUAACUGAUGCGAAAAUUAGACAAGGUUUGGGAGUUAAAGCAGGUGUCUUUCAGCAACAUCUCUCGUCCAGUCAGCGUGGUGGUUACCCUCAGCAGAUGAAGUCUGGCGCCUCUUUUCCUAUCUCUUCGCCUCAACUGCUUCAAACUCCUUCACCACAGUUGGCACAACAUUCUUCUCCACAAGUUGACCAGCAGAACCUAUUGUCAUCGCUUCCAGGAACUGGAACCCCUCUACAGUCUGCAAAUUCACCUUUUGUUGUUCCAUCACCUUCUACUCCUUUGGCUCCAUCUCCUAUGCCUGGAGAUGCCGAGAAACCAGGAAUUUCUUCCCUUUCUAAUGCUGGUAAUGUUGGCCACCAACACCCAUCAUCUCUUGCGAUUGGCACGCCUGGGAUCUCUGCUUCACCGUUGCUUGCGGAGUUCUCGGUUCCCGAUGUGGCUCAUGGCAAUGCUUUGACAACUGUCUCAGGAAAGCCAAUUGUUUCAGAGCAGCCACUUGACCGAUUAAUUAAAGCGGUGAAGUCUAUUUCUCCCACGGCAUUGAAUGCCGCUGUGAGCGACAUUGGCUCGGUCGUCAGUAUGAUUGAUAGAAUUGCGGGAUCGGCCCCAGGUAAUGGAUCUAGAGCAGCAGUAGGCGAGGAUUUAGUGGCAAUGACUAAAUGCCGUCUUCAAGCGAGAAAUUUCAUCACUCAAGAUGGAAUUAGCGGGACGAGGAAAAUGAGGAGAUACACGAGUGCCAUGCCUUUGAAUGUCGUAUCGUCUGCUGGCGGUGCAAGCGACAGCAAGCAGUUGAGCGGACCAGAGACAUCUGAUCUCGAGUCGACUGCAACAUCUGGUGUCAAGAGGCCUAGGUUGGAGGCAAACCAUGCGCUCUUGGAAGAGAUAAGGGACAUAAAUCAGGGACUUAUUGACACCGUGGUUGAUAUCAGCGAUGAAGAUGUCAAACCAACUGCAGUAACUGCUGCUGCUGCUGAAGGCGGCGGGGAAGGAACUUUAGUAAAGUGCUCAUAUAGUGCAGUAGCCCUUAGCCCCAGCUUGAAAUCGCAGUACGACUCAGCUCAAAUGUCGCCAAUUCAGCCACUGAGAUUGCUCGUGCCUAUGCACUAUCCAAAUUGUUCCCCGAUUCUACUGGACAAGUUCCCUGUUGAAGUCAGCAAGGAGUACGAGGAUCUAUCGGCGAAGGCCAAGUCGAGGUUCAGCAUAUCUCUUCGUGGCCUCUCGCAACCCAUGUCUCUCGGGGAGAUUGCGAGGACUUGGGAUGUAUGUACCAGGGCAGUGAUAUCGGAGCAUGCCCAGCAGAGCGGCGGAGGUAGCUUCAGUUCCAAGUAUGGCACCUGGGAGAACUGCUUGAGCGCUGCGUGAUUCUUGGGAGAACGAAAAACAAAGUGUAAAUAAUAUGCUCGCAUGAAGGACGGGGCUCUCGCUGUGUGCACAAAAUGAUUUGAUCGAAACUUUGUAGCAAUGAUCGAGUAGAAGAAUUGCAUUAUUUGGCCUAUUAAGUUAUCCUCAUUUGUAGCUAUAAAAGAAUGUAGAAACAAUUCUACAUAUGUAUAUCGUAAUUCCCUAAUUUAUCAGUCGGUUUCUUUAGGCCGAGGUUUUAUCUGUACCCACUAAAAAGUCAUUCCUGUUGCUACCACCAUGAGUCCAUGAGCCCCUUGCACUCAGUGGCGGAUACAUGGUG